Messenger RNA from Symbiodinium pilosum, 387 nucleotides. The record is from the annotation of a GenBank genome assembly. NCBI's taxonomy places the organism in Eukaryota, Dinophyceae, Suessiales, Symbiodiniaceae.
AUGCCCACAAGGAUAUAUGUCGGCAACUUGGACAAAGACGUCCCUCCUGAGAAGGAGGAGCUGACAAGGAAGUUCAAAAAGUACGGGGACAUUGUGGACGUUUGGGUCUCGAGACAGCCAGCAGGAUUCGCAUUCGUCACUUACGACACCUACAAAGAUGCAUUGAAAGCCAUCGAGGAGAUGGAUGGUGUGAAGUUUCAGGGCAAGAAUCUCAAUAUCCAGCUCUCGAUGGGGAAGGGUGGAGGCCUGUUGAACAUUUUCCACUUGCAGUUGCACAAGCGGAACAGUUUAAUUUUGGAGCAGGUGGUGGUGCACAGCCUGCCCCGCGUGGCGCAAGGACAGAAACUGUACUUGCUGAGAAAUUUAGAUGAGCGGGGAGCAUCGUGA